AUGGACGGCCGAAAAGACGACCUGCCUCUGGACCCCCUGACGCUGUAUUGCGACGAGCAAAGGCAAGAGCCUGAAGGACAGGAUGAGCCUCUGACACGAGUGGGACAGCCGUAUCAGGGCGUCGUCACUCGGCAGAUUAAUUUUAUCUCAUCCUAUCUUGCUCUUGGAGACCGGAACGCGAAAGCUGACAUGUCAAGACAGUCUCGAACCUUGACACUUCUAUUAGCUGCUUUGUCUGACUCUUCCCUGCGAGUCUCCCUGGAGCAGAUCAAGGCCAGUGCAAGCAAUCAAGAUGCGCAGCCGGUAGCAGCCAAAAAGGCAGACCGGGUCAGACUCGCUGCUAGCAAUGCCGCGACAUUCUUGCAGUCUCACGAAGCAGAUGCCCGCUUGCCUCGCUAUCUCAGCCUGUUGCACGAGUCAGCUACAGUCACUGCAAGUACACACAAGCCUAAGCGUAGCGCAGACCAGGCGCGCUAUCCAAUCUUGUCUGCUGCGACGUGCUCCCAGCAGGAUGGCCUCGCGCGUACUCUCCACAUCCUCGAGCAGCUCGCAGCGCAAGAAGGCCUAGAUACAUACAAAGAAACACAGACGAGCUCCCACGUAGCAGACACGAUCACGUUGGCAGGCAAGCUCGUCAUUGUCGACAUCGAUGUCGAUGUGUCCGGCAAAAUCGAUAAAGUCAGGUUGACUUAUGGUCCGGAUGCCAAGCCAGAUAGCAAGCUGUCCGCCGUGCUAUACACGCCAUUGUCACGGCUGCAUCUUUUGCCAGCUGAGCGUGCAGGGGUCGAGAAGGACCUCCAAGCUUGGCGAGCAGCCUUGCAGCAGAUCAUUUUACUUGACCAUGCGCUCCAUGCAGGCGAGAGUCUAGACCUGUUCGACAAGUUACACGAGCUGUACUCGGGUCUGGCCGGUCUUCCUCAUGACUUUUCGGUCAUCGAGGACGUCUUGCCGGGUCCGCUGGUCAUCUACCGCGCCAAGCCUAUGCUCGCGCAACCCACAGAACCACAUGUUGCCGACUUGCUCUUUUCUGCCGAGAGAUGCACUGCGACGAUCAGCCGAGCCUCGGGCAGAUACAGAGCGUAUCUGAGGCCUCCUGUAUGGCUCGCAGACUCGGAUGUGCAGAGGCUCGGCCAGCUCAUCCAGCUGGGCCAAAGCAAACCUUGCUCAAUGACCGAAGCGCUGAUUCCUCAAGUCAAGCCGGAGCAUCGCUAUGCAGUAAAGUCAGACAGCGCCAUCUCGCUCAGCUUUGGAAUAUCUGCCGCCUUGUCAAUCCAAGGCAUCAUGCUGUCAUCUUUCGACUUUGGCACUGCAGAAGACCUCGUCUUCGCUCUCACACAGCUACAAGCUAGCGCAAAGUUCAACGACAUCUUGAUGAGCUGCUUUGACCCUGCUGCGACUUCACUCGAUGCGCCAUUACUCACUAAAGUCAAGCUGACACUGUCUGACCUUAUGAGAGCAAGUGUACUCGACAAAGCACAUGUUGAGCUCAAUGUACUCGUGAGCCCGCUACGCAUCGUUGCGAUAUUGCCCGCACCGGACAGCACACAGCUGCAAGUGACCACACAUUCGAAAACGGAACGCAUUCAUACAGAACUUGAUGGGCUGGCAGCGCUCGAAUCCGAUCAGCCGCUUUGCCAGACAGUACUACGAGAGACAGAGAGUCUUCCGUUGGCAGUAGAGAUGCUCUACACACGUAUGUCGGGUCGCAUCCCCCAUGACUCACAGGAUCUUCCAACGCCGAUGAUCAUCCCAGCAACCUCUCCUGUUGUCACGGGUCCAAUGUCGUCGCCUUCGUCCACGCCAAAGCUCAGACGAAGAGCAGUAUUGCGUACGCCCAGUCCUUCGCCUUCGCAAACCGGACAGACGCCCAGUCCGAGCCGAAAGCGUCGCAGUCCAGAAGUAGAGCGUUCGCCCGCUCGACGAAGCACGCGACACACGCCUGACCAGAGAACCCCGGCACCCGAUCUACCUCGCCGAUCAAGCGCACGCAAGGCUUCUGCCGAACCUUCCGAACCCUCUAGUCCUCCCAGCUCGCGGAGAUCAUCUCGCGUAUCGCCCCGGCCGGAGCUGAUGAGAGUCAAGUCUGACGAGGACGAAGUGGGCUCUGCUGGUGGGCGACGCCGGAAACGAUCGCGGCAAGGCUAG
This is a messenger RNA of Mixia osmundae IAM 14324, 2145 nucleotides long. RefSeq lists its product as uncharacterized. Gene Ontology annotation, cellular component: mediator complex. The transcript has 3 exons. Bases 1 to 2145 code for a protein of 714 amino acids. The record is from RefSeq and is a predicted model, not a curated record. Gene Ontology annotation, biological process: regulation of transcription by RNA polymerase II. NCBI's taxonomy places the organism in Eukaryota, Fungi, Basidiomycota, Mixiomycetes, Mixiales, Mixiaceae. Gene Ontology annotation, molecular function: transcription coregulator activity.